AUGGGGCAUCCUCCUCUUGAGUUCAGCGACUGCUAUGAGGACAGUCCGGAUUUUAGAGAAAGACUAAAAUGCUAUGAAUUAGAAUUGGAAAGAACAAGCAAAUUUCUCAAAGAUGUAAUCAAAGAUGGCAACAGUGUAAUCAAUGCAAUCAAGGGUAAGGUGCUCUCUUUUUCUUCCCCCUUUGUAUUACUUUCUAGACUGUUUGUGGGCUUUAAAAAAUGUGUCUAUGUAGGAGAGGAAUCUGCAUUGUUUUGACACAGCCAACAUCAAAAUUCGUUUCCAAAAAAAACAAAGAAUGUUUGAUAUGAUAUAAUUAAGCAAUAAGCACGAGGGGUUGUGGUAUUGCCAAUAUGCCACAGCAAAGGGCUGUUCUUACACACGAUUCAACGCUGAGUGCCUGCAUGGAUACAGCCCUUAGCCAUGGUAUAUUGGCCAUAUACCACAAACCCCUGAGGUGUCUUAUUGCUAUUAUAAACAGUUUACCAACGUAAUUCGAGCAGUAAAAAUAAAUGUUUUGUCAUACCCAUGGUAUAUGGUCUGAUAUACCACGGCUGUCAGCCAAUCAGCAUUCAGGGCUCGAACCACCCAGUUUAUAAUCUCUUGGAGCUCCUGAUGGAUUCCUGUAAAAAUACAUGGGUGUGAAUGGAUCCAUAACAUCAUCAAUGGAAAAACAUUGCCAAUGCAUUGUGUGUGCCAAAUAGUGACCUUAUAUACAUACAUUAAAAUUUUCGUCAUUUAGCAGACACUCUUAUCCAGAGCGACUUACAAAUUGGUAUUGGUAUUGAUUACCGUCCAUUUUUUAUUUAAUAACAUUUUACAGUAACACAAGCAACACAAGCUCAGUAUUUGUCUAGCAGCAGAAUGACAAGCUAACAAUUUCAACCAGUUUAUCAGCCUAACUAACAUUGUACUUUUCUUGAUAAGAAAUGAGUGGAUGACAGUGGGCUGUGACAGCAGACUAUUAAUUAUGUAACCAACAUAACAUAACAUGUCAAAAACAUGACCUGAUAGACAGACAACCUACAGCUACAGUGUAAAUGAACUCUGGUAUGUAUGACUCAUCCCAUGCUGACUUGCGCAUGUGACACCUACACCUUUACUGUGCUUCAUAAAGUCAAUCCAAAUCCACAGAGCAUUUUAGGUAGGCCUAAACGUUUGUUCAGUCAUACAAAAAAUAUGACCUGAUGUUUGCACAGUCAAUAACCAAACCCAAACCACAUGCUAAGCAAGUGUAAGUAAACAUUGGAAGACCUCAGUGAUUCCUUGUUAGACACAACCACAUAAGCAACAUGAACCUGUAGCAUAUAAUAUCACCCAUGUUUUUUCAUUGUUGUCAUGCUGUGCCUUAUCCAUGCCAUGGUCCUGUCUCUUUUCCUUCCUGUUUUCUUCUCCACCAAAACCACUGCCAUGUGAUAUUUUACUCUACAUAUAAGGAGAAAAUGCUGCCUUUGCAGAUCAUAAGGAAGUGCGGCUUAAAGAUUCUUACCCCUCCCUUCCACAGUUUUCAGCAGACUUGUCACACUGGAUUUUGCCUGUACAAUGACACUGUUCUACCACGCAGUGAUGGGGGUGGGGGGGGGGGGGGUGGGGGGGGGGAGGAGGACAAACUCAAUAUACUUUAAAACCAAAUCGAAACUAUGUAGAAAUGAUAAUGGACCUACAUUUAUACAGUUUCUUGAUUGUCCAGUUUGCUAUUCACCGAAAUGAAAGGCCAAAUGAAAGGUCAGGGCCACUGGUUGGUAGUCAUUGUGUUCCUUGGAGCAUGGCUUUUUCGGGAUGUGAGAUGUUUUCCAGUCCCUUGGUAUUGUGUGUGUGAGUCGAGGGGUGACUGGAAGCUGGGUUGCCAGACUGGGCCAAUGGUAUACUGAAGGCUAGCCUCAGUGUUUCACCAAAGUACCACUGUGCAAAUCCCAAACGUCAGCUCUUGGAUGUUUUCCAUGAGUACCGCUGCCUUUGUUGGUAUAGGACCAAAUUACUGGAACAGUAUUUGCAUUGUUUGACCCACCGAGAUUCCAUUCUGUAGCCCAAUUCACAAAUGUCAAGCUUUUUAUCUCGAAAACAGAAACUAUCAUUGUAAGUAGAUAUGCAGUGCUGCUGAUUAUAGGAAAUAUCACUUAUUCUGUCUUGGUGAUAACUGGGAGUCACUUGAAGAGAGUGUUUGUUGUCGAGGUAUAAGGGGCUGAAAUAAGAGUUCCCCCCGAAUGAUAUAAAUCAUAGGCCUAACACCCAUCUGGGUGCAAACACAAGUCCUCUAGUAUAGUAUAAAACAAAACAAAAAUCACUGAAGUGAGGAGGUUAACUUUCAAUAAAAAAUUGAAAACUCAAAUUACAGAAUUGCUUUUGACUGAAAGGAUGGGUUAUUUUAUUGUUGGACUAGUCUGUCUGAUAUUUCCUGCCUCUUCAUUGGCACACCCCUGAGGUAAAAGGAAGUUGACACACCUCUGCUAAUGUAAUGACUGUCUUCACUCAUUAGAAUGUUGAAAAUAGAAGUGGAACAUACAACACAUGUUAUAAGAUUAUGUAUAUCAUUUGUAUUUCUGAUAGUGAAAUUCAGGAACCAGGAAUAAUCUGAUGCGUUCUCAUGCUGCCUGUCUGGGCUAAUCAUGGGAACCAACCAGUUCCUGUCUUUAACUUUGAAAAUAGUCCUGAGUUAGCCCAAACCAAGAAUUGACUAAGAGGAAGUUGGUGGGCCUCCUAAUUCUUAUUAUUCCAGGCAGCAUGACUUCCUCAAACAUACCAUUUCUGUUUAGUUGCUCUCCAAAUACUGUGCUUAUUUAUAUAUGGCUGAACUGUAAUAAUAACAGUUCAAUCACAUAUAAGCCCAAUAUUUGGCAAUCACCAAAAUAAAUAUCACAAUUUAAUUUAUAAAGUCCUAAUACACCCUUUAUCCUUGUAUACCUAAAUGUUACUGUUAUUAUGUUGAUUGUGUUGAUAAAGUGUAAUGUGUGUUUUAUGAAGGUUAUUCAGUGGCAGUGCAGAAGUUCUCCCAGACACUCAGUGUGUUCCAGUUCGACUUCAUUGGUGAUUCUCUGACAGAUGAUGAGAUAAACAUUGGUAAGUUCAUAUAGUGCUUUGUCACACAAACACUUACCGUAAUGGUCAGCCUGAAAGCCAUAUUCUGCAUAUCGCUAUAUGGCUCUAGUCUAGUCUAGGACUUUCCCCCCUAGCGUUGACAGGUUGGCAACAGAUUUAUUAAUGUUUCUCAAAGUUUCAGUGUAAUUGACUUCAUUGAAUUAGGAAGUUCUUUUUUUUUUUGUUGCCUUUAUUGGUUUCACUUCCUCCCUUGUUCAGUGCAUAUGAGCCUGUCAUCUUCUCAGGACAUUUUUACCCCAUAUAAUUACACUAAACAAUAAUGAAACAAGUACUCUUCUAAAUCUAUUCACUAUACAGUUACGUAACACAGGCUACACCAUAAUGUAAUGUGACAUUACAAGACGUACUGUAAAUGUAUUGUGACACAUCAUACAGCUAGAAUGUCUUCAUAACACAUUACCUUUGUGUCAAAACAGUGUCCAGGGUUAAAGAAUAUGUAGUUAUGUACAUGUGUGUCCUAGUUAUGAUAUGUAACCUAAUAUCUAUCUUUCUCUUUGUCCACAGCGGAAUCUUUCCAGGAGUUUGCUGGUCUCCUACAGGAAGUGGAGGAUGACAGGAUAAUGCUGGUGGGUUAUCAGCAGCACCUCUUUGACCCUCAUACAACCAGAGGUAGAAAUCAGAGAAACCCCAACUGGAACUGGCUUCCUGGAGUGUCUCUGGUCUUUUCUUCCUUUGGCCCUGUGCUAUAGAAAUAAUAAUGUUGUGGUCCUCUGUAGCUCAGCUGGUAGAGCACGGCGCUUGUAACGCCAAGGUAGUGGGUUCGAUCCCCGGGACCACACGUACACAAAAAAAAAAAAUGUAUGCACGCAUGACUGUAAGUCGCUUUGGAUAAAAGCGUCUGCUAAAUGGCAUAAUUAUAUUAAUUAUAUUAUAAUGUUAUGACACUGCAUUAUCAGUGUGCAGUGAAAAGCAGCAUAUCCUGUUAUACUGGGCUUCCUGGAUGCUUUAAGGAUCUUUACAAAAAACACAGCUGCUCUAUAAUUACAGCUGAUGCUCUUUGUGAAGGGAAGAAGAGCAACACCUGCUGGAGUGCAAGAUAAUUCCCUGUUCAUUUCUAGGCUUCUAUUUGCGUGGUUCCCCUUUUCACCCAAAUUCUUAUCAUAACUCAUCUUGCAUGUUGGUAAUGUUUUGCCAAAUGGCCAACAGAACAUUCAAUGUUUCAUGUUUUUUUCUUGUUCAGGUUCAGAAUGCUUGUGAUCUGCUUAUCAAGCCACUGGAGAAGUUUCGCAAGGAGCAAAUAGGAGUGACAAAGGUGAGUUCAUAUUUAGUUUUAUAUUCAUUUAUUUAUAAUAUUUAGUUUGAUGGAUACUUCAGUAUUUACAUUUUACAAUUAUUGGUUGUUGGAUUGGAGUAUACUCACUUUUCAUUGAACAGUCAUGUGCUCAUGCAGUACUCUUUCACUUUUACUUGAUGGGAGAUAAACAGGAUUUGAGUUUUGGCAGUGCAUAUAAACCACACUCUCAUGUGCUGCUGAGGUGACACUGGCCCUCUUCCCCUUCCUCCAUCUCCUCCAGAUUUGCUUGCUGUGAAAAUUCAGCAGGAAGCUCACCAUGACACCAACCUACUUAUUCAGCAAGGCAUUAAGUCAAACACAAUUUUUUCUCUUUAGUGUACCUACCCAGUGCCACCAUAAACUGACCCAGUUGAUCAACUUAAAACUUUUUUACCAUUGCAAAGACUAUUCAAAUGGACUAGUUCUACAGUGGGGAAAAAAAGUAUUUAGUCAGCCACCAAUUGUGCAAGUUCUCCACUUAAAAAGAUGAGAGAGGCCUGUAAUUUUCAUCAUAGGUACACGUCAACUAUGACAGACAAAUUGAGAUUUUUUUUCUCCAGAAAAUCACAUUGUAGGAUUUUUAAUGAAUUUAUUUGCAAAUUAUGGUGGAAAAUAAGUAUUUGGUCACCUACAAACAAGCAAGAUUUCUGGCUCUCACAGACCUGUAACUUCUUCUUUAAGAUGCUCCUCUGUCCUCCACUCGUUACCUGUAUUAAUGGCACCUGUUUGAACUUGUUAUCAGUAUAAAAGACACCUGUCCACAACCUCAAACAGUCACACUCCAAACUCCACUAUGGCCAAGACCAAAGAGCUGUCAAAGGACGCCAGAAACAAAAUUGUAGACCUGCACCAGGCUGGGAAGACAAUCUGCAAUAGGUAAGCAGCUUGGUUUGAAGAAAUCAACUGUGGGAGCAAUUAUUAGGAAAUGGAAGAUCUCCCUCGAUCUGGGGCUCCACGCAAGAUCUCACCCCGUGGGGUCAAAAUGAUCACAAGAACGGUGAGCAAAAAUCCUAGAACCACAUGGGGGGACCUAGUGAAUGACCUGCAGAGAGCUGGGACCAAAGUAACAAAGCCUACCAUCAGUAACACACUACGCCGCCAGGGACUGAAAUCCUGCAGUGCCAGACGUGUCCCCCUGCUUAAGCCAGUACAUAUCCAGGCCCGUCUGAAGUUUGCUAGAGUGCAUUUGGAUGAUCCAGAAGAGGAUUGGGAGAAUGUCAUAUGGUCAGAUGAAACCAAAAUAUAACUUUUUGGUAAAAACUCAACUCGUCGUGUUUGGGGGACAAAGAAUGCUGAGUUGCAUCCAAAGAACACCAUACCUACUGUGAAGCGUGGGGGUGGAAACAUCAUGCUUUGGGGCUGUUUUUCUGCAAAGGGACCAGGACGACUGAUCCGUGUAAAGGAAAGAAUGAAUGGGGCCAUGUAUCAUGAGAUUUUGAGUGAAAACUUCCUUCCAUCAGCAAGGGCAUUGAAGAUGAAACGUGGCUGGGUCUUUCAGCAUGACAAUGAUCCCAAACACACCGCCCGGGAAACGAAGGAGUGGCUUCGUAAGAAGCAUUUCAAAGUCCUGGAGUGGCCUAGCCAGUCUCCAGAUCUCAACCCCAUAGAAAAUCUUUGGAGGGAGUUGAAAGUCCGUGUUGCCCAGCGACAGCCCCAAAACAUCACUGCUCUAGAGGAGAUCUGCAUGGAGGAAUGGGCCAAAAUACCAGCAACAGUGUGUGAAAACCUUGUGAAGACUUACAGAAAACGUUUGACCUGUGUCAUUGCCAACAAAGGGUAUAUAACAAAGUAUUGAGAAACUUUUGUUAUUGACCAAAUACUUAUUUUCCACCAUAAUUUGCAAAUAAAUUCAUUAAAAAUCCUACAAUGUGAUUUUCUGGAUUUAUUUUUCUCAUUUUGUCUGUCAUAGUUGACGUGUACCUAUGAUGAAAAUUACAGGCCUCUCUCAUCUUUUUAAGUGGGAGAACUUGCACAAUUGGUGGCUGACUAAAUACUUUUUUUCCCCCACUGUAUCUAUGCUUGGUCCUACUGCAAUGCAGUUUGAUUGAAUUUAGCCUUUAGAUUAAGUGAAUAAAUAGCCAAAGUCAGUAGAUGUGCUGUAGUAACAAUACUAGUGUUGCACUGCAUAAAUGUAGAAACACAAGUUCUGGAAGAAGGAGCCUCCCACUGGGCACAAACUGGUUGAAUGAACAUCAUUUUUCAACGUAUUGUGACAUGGAAUCAACAUGGAAAAUACAUGGAUGGGUGGGAAAAUCAAUGGAUGGGUGGGCAUAUAUCGCGAACGUCUAGCAACCCAAAGGUUGAGUGUUCGAAUGUCAUCACGGACAAUUUUAGCAUUUUAGCUAAUUGGCAACUUUGCAACUACUUACUACUUAGCAUGUUAGCUAACCGGAACCCUAACCUUAACCCUUUAACUUAACUCCUAACCUUAACCCUAACAUUUGCCCCUAACCCUAACCCCUAGCCUAGCUGACGUUAGCCACUUAGCUAAUGUUAGCGUUAGCCACCUAGCUAACGUUAGCCACAACAAAUUGGAAUUCGUAACGUAUCAAACAAAAUGGAUGAUGGACAUCCACAAAUUAAUACAUACUAUACAAAACGUAACAUAUCAUACUGAUUUGAGUGUCACGGAUUUACAUUUAAUAUGUUACAUCUACCCCUGAGUCCAGGUUGGUUUAACAGAGCAAAUGAAAUGUGGCCAUACUUUAUCAAUCAUCAAUGAUGCUAUUUAGACCUAUAUAGCAUUUUCAAAGUCAUCAACAACAAGUGUUUGAAUUCAACCCAGAAUUCAACUAAAAAUAAACCAUACAAUAGGCCUAGGGUUUCAAGCUCUGGUUGAUUUCAAAUUUAAUGUGAAAUUGAAUUAGCAAGUAUUGGGAAUAAUUCACUUGUGUAUUAAAGUAGUCGAAAGUUGUGUUUGGUCCCAUAUUCUUUGAUGUAAUCAUUGCGUGCUAGGAAUAUGGGACCAAAUACUAAACUUGUUAAUUUGUCCCAAUAUUUUUGGUCCACUAAAAUGGGGCGACUAUGUACAAAAAGUGCUGUAAUUUCUAAACGGUUCACCCGAUAUGGAUGAAAAUACCAUCAAAUUAAAGCUGACAGUCUGCACUUUAAUCUUGUAGUCAUUGUAUUAUUUCAAAUCCAAAGUGCUGGAUUACAGAGCCAAAACUAAAAUUUGCCACUGUCCCAAUACUUUUGGAGCUCACUGUGAGUGAAGGUAUGGGACUAACUCAAAUCACAUUUUAUUUAUAGUGCAUUUAAAGUUGGAUUUGAUUUAGUCCUAUUCAAUAGCUUAGAUUUUUGUUUGAGAUGGAGACGUGACCCCAGCAUAUCAAUUAUUAAUUUGUAGACAAACUGGAAUUAAAGCAAGACUAAGUCAGUGCCACAGAUGGAACUACACAAGCAGAAGAUACAUCUCAUUCAAAUGUUUAUAUUUGGUUACGUUGAUAACCAAACACUUUAAUAUCACUUCUGAAAUACAGAAAUAGCCUAUUAACUUAUCGACAAGUUAACAAAUGAUAUGUUGGAUUCACAUCUUCAACUCAACCAAAAAUAAAAGUUAAAGAAUGGGAUUAAGCCAGUGGCUCAGAUGGAACUAUCCAAGCAGUAGAUACAUCUCCUUUAAAUGUUGAUAUUUGGUUGCGUUGUCAACCAAACACAAUUUAAUGUAACUUUUGUAAUACAGUAAAUAGCUAAGUAAAAAGUUAAGGAGACUAUCUUACAAACGAAUGUAACCUUCAACCUUAAAAUGAGUAACACAUCUGUGGCCACGUGUUGAGGUUACUAAAACUAUAAAGAUCUUAUGUAAUCAUAUGAACUAUGUUCAAGAUAGCAUUCAUAAGUCAUCACAGGUCUGUGGAGAUCUUCACAAUUGCUAUAAUAAUCUGCGCAGAAUCUCAAAUGGUAUUGAUCACUUGCACUGUGUACUUUUAAUAUCGUCUCAACUGCAAUCCCGGUCAUUUGGUUCUGCUAUUAGAUGAAUCACAGCGAUAUCACAUUAAUCUGUUGUAUAAAUAAACAAAAUAUCUGAUAUUGUAUUCCCAUUUCACCAUGCUGAAAAUUGGUCAAUAGACCAAUAGCAAAGAAUUCCAAACCUCUCUGCCAAUAACAGCUAGUUUUCAGUUUUCCCUUCCCAUUCAGACAAGUCCCAGAGACCGUCCUAGCUAAAUUAUUGCUUGAGAACUAUUUUUUAUUUGCUAAAAAGCUAUUUUUGCCUAUUUUUAAUGGAAAUCUAUUACAGUAAGGUACUUAAUUGUUACCCAGAAAUGAUUUGAUAUUGAUAUAAAAACAGCUGCAUUGGGCCUUUUAAAUAGCAUAGGCUACAGUAAGGAGUAAUAGCAACAGCAAAAUACAUAGUUUUUCUAAAUAUGUUGGAAGUGUUGGCAGUCAACAUUGUUGUAGUUGCUUCAACGAGUAUAGGCCUGUACAUGUCUUUACUCCUGAAACAAAUAAAAAUACUAAGUGUGAGGCUAUUGUAGGCGAUGUGUGAGGUUCGCAGUAAGCAAGAUAUAGGCCUAUCCACUGUUGAUAUGGCAUUAUAUUGAAUGUACAGUAUUGUACAUUAUUUUAGCCAGCUCUUGUUAUUAUUUUGGAUGUGCGUAAAACCCACUCCAUGCCUUUUCACACUGCAUUGUUCUUAGCCCCAGGCUAUCUUAGCCCCAGGCUACAGUGAGACUGGUCCUGGGCUAGCUUAUCCUGUGUUCACACAAGCAUUCGUUAACCCAAGCUUUAGCCCUCGGCUAAGGAUUCACACUUGUAUUCCAAAUCACUGGGCUAAUGGACAAACACACAUGCUACCAACAUUCUAUUUCUUCCACGCGACCAAUGAUAUAAGCAAUAAGGCAUUUAUUAACACAUUAUAUCCUCUUGCUUCUAGCCCAGCAUUUAAUUUGGAACAGUGAUGGUUUGUAUAAACCUUGAUUCUGCCUGUCCGACCUCGGAAACAAUGUUUCACUUUUGAAAUGUGAUCUCUCUGUACAGAGAAUGCUGUGCACGGACAAGACAAACCUUUCUGAUCCAGUUGAAAUGAUGCCACAAUAUUAUUAUGAUGGAUAGUUAUAUUCAAUUAGAUGUCAAUAGAAAAGCUAUGAAAACAUAUGAAAAUGAGUGUUUGCUGCCCUUCCAGCUGUGGAGUUUGUGGGGCAGUUGGGUAGCUAAGUGAGAAGAUGUUAGCCAGCCUGCAUAGCAGCUGUUUUUGUUAGCCAUAGAAACCAGUUUAGUUUUUACUGGAUGAAAGUAUUUUGUUUUUUUGUCAGGUAGUUUUCCUCAGAUGGAAAGAUGAAAUAGUAUACAUUUACUUAUUAAAAGUAAAUGGGCUAGCUGGCCCUCAGGAGCAGGGCCAGCUAGCCCUGGGCUAAGGUUGGUGCUAGUGUGAACACUCGCUGAGCCCAGGCUAAAAUCUGCCUUAGCCCUGGGUUAAGGUGUGAACGCGCCUCAUGUAGGCUACAUGUGCAUAUGCCCAUCAUGGAAUGAGAGAUGAGAUGAUGACGGUGACCCACGUACUGUAUUUAGAAACAUCUAAGUUAUUUUCAUUAGAUUAAAAACCAAGCCCUCAGUAGGCUACCCUUACCCUACUAUAAUGAAAGCUGGUUCAACAGCAAUGCGUUGGGUGUCUUUCUUAUCCUGGCCAUGCAUUAGCCAAGUAGCCUAUCCAUAAAAGGUUUCUAAAUGGUCAUCUUGUGAGGCUUUUGCCGGCAUGUUUUUGCAUUAUUCACAAUUCACAUAGGCCUACCUGCAUACUCCAUCUAGCUUGUAUUAAUCCCCAUUUCCAAAGAGCGCCUCUUGUCCAGUUACCAAAGACGUGCUCCUCCAAACUUACUUAAAUUAUUCAGUCCUACUGUAGAUAAAAAGGGGAUGCCCGCUGACUGUUUUGCUGCUUCUAAACUUGAUGUUUUAAUAAAGCUUUGGUGAUUAAGAUUUAUAUCAAAGCGGUCUCACGAGCCAAACCUUUUAUUUAUAGUAUUGGCUACUGGCGAAUGCAUUGGGCAGAAAAAAAAUUAACUGCUUUCAUUGAGGGAAGGGGAGAUUAUGCUUGUUUUUUAAUCAAAUUAAUGAAAUGGGGAAAAAACUAUUUUUAAUGUUUCUAUAUAUGAGGUACACGGGCACAAAGAGCACAUCUCUGUUGUUCCAUGAGCAUUUGGUCACUGUGUGUCACGGCUAUGACAUAACCAAACGCUUUAACGCUAAGACCUGCUUUUGGUGAGUCAAAUCUCCCUAUUUGUGCUGAAUAAAUUUGUCACUUUUGCGCUAGUUUUUAAGGACACACCUCAAAUAUUGCCACCCCUUUCACCUCAGUGCAAGUGAGCUGAUACUGGCGGCAGUUUUUACAUGCCGAAAUUACCAACUAACGUGUGUUUUUACACUUGCACCGCCUUAGCGCCAGCCGAAAAUAGAGCCCCUUGAGUAGUUGAAUCAGGUCUAGAACAACAUUUAUUUUAUUUUUUUUUACAUUUUUAGUCAUUUAGCAGAUGCUCUUAUCCAGAGCGACUUACAGUUAGUGAGUGCAUACAUUAUUUUUAUUUUUCAUACUGGCCCCCCGUGGGAAAUGAACCCACAACCCUGGCGUUGCAAACGCCAUGCUCUACCAACUGAGCUACAUCCCUGCCUGCCAUUCCCUCCCCUACCCUGGACGACCCUGGGCCAAUUAUGCGCUGCCCCAUGGGUCUCACGGUCGCGGCCGGCUACGACAGAGCCUGGAUACGAACCAGGAUCUCUAGUGGCACAGCUAGCACUGCGAUGCAGUGCCUUAGACCACUGCGCCACUCGGGAGACAACAAUGUGGACUGUUUUGUGGUCCCCCAGGAGAGGGUUGGGAAACACUGAUCUCAACUGAUCAAGGCCAGUUAUGGCUGUGUGGAGCAACAUGUGCAUGUACAAACUGUUACGAUUAUGACAUUAUGAUCUUGCUAUUAUUCUUGUUGACAAAUGAUGAAGUCUCAUACUGAUUUUAAAAAAUAUAUGUUUUGUUGAAUUAUUGUGUAAUUAAUUGAAUAAACCUCUGUCUGUCUUUUAGGAAACAAGGAAGAAGUUUGAGAAAGAGAGUGAAAAAUAUUACUCUCAGUUAGAUAAACAUCUGAAUUUGUCUGCUAAGAAGAAGGAAACUCAGCUGCAGGAGGUUGGUAGAAAUCCCUCAACAGAGACUUCCUGUAAAGAGUUUAAUGGAACUCUGAAGGGAUUAAAAGUUUUGUUUGUAAAAUGUGUAUAUUGUAUUCUAAUGCUCCCUAAUUGGAUAACUCAACUGGCUCAAGCUCACCGGCUUAAAGCUUAGCUAAUAACAACAAAUAUUAAGACUAAUCGGAAAUAAGCUGCUUUUGUAAUCACCAUUUAAUUCCUCCACAGGCUGACGAGCUGCUGGACAAAGAGAGGCUGAACUUCUAUGAGUCGUCAGUGGAGUAUGUGUACCAGAUCCAGCAGGUGCAGGACAGGAAGAAGUUUGAUGUGGUGGAGCCUGUAAGUGUUUUCUUCUUCUCCGUCGCCCACACUUCCUGUUUACAGCUCCAUGUGUUGCUGCAUGGAUAUCCACAGACAUGGCUACAGAUGCUGCCUGUGUAACCUAUUAUAAGAUACAGCCACAGUUGAUCAAUGGCACACAUCCUGAACAAACCAUAAUUAACCUCUGAACACCACUGCACAUUGAGACAGGCAAGUCUAACAUGGCACACUAGGAAAUAAUUACUUUCCCAUUGAUUUCUCAUUUGAACCAAUGGCUAGAUUAGCAAUAGGUCAGUGUUAGAGUACAGUAUGAGUGAGUGUGGAGAACAGCCUUUGAACAGCUAUGAGAGUCUAGAAGUCUGGUACGCAAGGCUAGUAUAGAGGUGAACUCUUACACUUCACUUCAUUAAGUAUUAUAAAAUAAAUUUGGCCAUUAUAAGAAUAUAGUGACAGGACCAUUUAUGAAUAACUAUCAAUAUACUAACAAUCACUUGUAUGUUGCGUUGUUUUCAAUGAACAGGUGCUGGCAUUUCUUCACAGUAUCCUAACACUCAACAGCCUGACGGUGGAGAUGACUCAGGACUUCAUGCCCUAUAAGCAGGAGUUGCAGCUCAGCUUGCAGAAUGUGAGUAGCUACCGAUGGUAAUGACAACAUUAGUUAAUAAAAUGAGACUCAAUAAUGUUGAUGCCUAAUGCUGGUAGCGAUAGAUAUAGUAAUGGUGAUGGGUCUAGUUAGGACUCCAUGAAGCUGUAAUCGGGCUUCCCAAUAACCAUCCAACAUGACCGUGAGUCUGAGUGUGUUUUGAUGUGAUCUGUAGACGCGGAACCACUUUGAGAGCACUCGUGAGGAGAUUGAGGAGCUGAUGAAGAGAAUGAAGCAUCCAACCCAGAUCGGCAAAAUGCACAGCCAGCCAAUCAUUGAGGGCUACUUGUACUCUCAGGAGAAGUGUAAGUAUGCAUGCUACAGUUUGUUUGUAAACCAGCUACAUUCCUCUCAACAUGUUGUUUUGAAUAAGCCCUGACCUGACAUCAUAUCCUAUCACCCUUCUCUCCCAGGGGCCUUGGGUGUGUCAUGGGUGAAGUACUACUGUAAGUAUCACAAAGACAGUAAGCUGUUUGUCAUGGUUCCUGCUGAACCAAAACCUGCAACCAAACAGGUAGGUUAUAAAAUGGGUCAUAUAAUCUUUAUAAGACACUUGAACAACUAUUUGUCACAUCUCUGAUAUUUGAUCAGACUCAAUAGAAUUAUUCAAUUAUAUGUGCUCAUAUAUUACUUGUGUUUUUACUUUUUAAUUAACUUUCUCCAAAGCUUUAAUGUAAAGAUUAUCUCUCUUCCUCCUUUUACCCACACACUGUCAUGGUUUUUCCAGGGCCCCACAGAGCUGAAACUUAAAUCCUGCUUCCGCCGAAAGACAGAGUCCAUAGACAAGCGCUUCUGCUUUGAUAUUGAAACUUAUGAGAGGUUAGUACUAACGCGUCACUUUGAGAUGAGGUAGACUUUGUAUAAGAUGAUACAUGCCUUGUGGGAUAAACAAGUUUGAGCAGUGAGGUGAACAGGUGGUCUACAAGGACACUGAGUGUGUGGGUACAGAGUGGAUUCUAGCCCAAACAAUCAGUUGGCAGCAGGCUCCUCUAUAUCCUGCUGGAAGCAGAUGGCAAACUCUGUGAUUUUCAGGGGAAGGGAACACCAUGAACUCAGCAAGGCAUUCUGUACAAUAUGCACAGCAGAGGGACGCAAGCCAUGCACUGACAUUUCAUAUCAGACAGAGGGAUGUCAGACACCAGCUCAUAAAAUGUUGAUCACUCAGGCCAGACAAAUACAGGUAACUGCCAAAAGGAAACACCAACAAAGUGUCUUACAAGGGUGUUAGGCCACCACGAGCUGCCAAAACAGCUUCAAUGCGCCUUGGCAUAGAUUCUGGAAAUCUAUUGGAGGGAUGCGACACCAUUCUUCCACAAGAAAUUCCAUAAUUUUGUGUUUUUGUUGAUGGUGGUGGAAACUGCCCAGAAUCUCACAUAAGUGUUCAAUUGGGUUGAGAUCUGGUGACUGAGACACACACACCCUUUAAUCUUUUUUCUAUGUUCCUUUGAUACCCCUCUUUCAAAGUCACUGAGAUCUCUUCUAGCCAUGGUAGCCUGAAUAAUGGGCAAAAUGACCCUAAGCAUGAUGGGAUGUUAAUUGCUUAAUUAACUCAGGAACACCACCUGUGUGGAAGCACCUGCUUUCAAUAUACUUUGUAUCCCUCAUACUCAAGUGUUUCCUUUAUUUUGGCAGUUACAUGUAGAUUUAAACUAAUAAUGAUUUGGACUAAAGGUCUCAUGUAACAAAACUGUAGUCAAACAAAUGCAAUGUUGUCUAUGCCCUAACUGUGACACUUGUUCCUAUAACCAUAGAAACACACCUGUCACACUCCAGGCUGUUUCAGAGGCCAACAGGAAGUUGUGGAUGGAGGCCAUGUACGGAAAAGAGCCUGUGAGUUUAUUUUCUGCCUCCUACUGUAGGGUCCAUACAUCCCCCCUGGUCCAGAUGUUAUUCUGUACUGUAAAGGCAUUGUGCUUCUACAUCUGCAUUGCUUGCUGUUUGGGGUUUUAGGCUGGGUUUCUGAAUAGCACUUUGUGACAUCUGCUGAUGUAAAAAGGGCUUUAUAGAUACAUUUGAUUGAUUGUGUUUUAUAGUCCUCAUCUUGCUGUUUUACUUUGGUUUUGAUAAACAAUAAUAUUAUUAUAAUAAUAGCAUAUAUUCAGGAUUAUUUAUACAGAUAAUUUAUGAUGGCCACAGAAAGCUCCACAUAUAUUUCAGUUUCUUGGUGUCUUACAUUUUCCUUUCAUUCCAGAUUUAUCAUUCCCCAAUUCACAAGCAAGCUGAAAGUAUGUACCAUUACCGGUGUUAAUUUUUCUGUUUUUUACCUGCAGUAUAUUAUAGUGAAUUAAAAUGUAUUAAUCUCAUAGAACAUCCAUACACACGUGUAUGUCAUUCCACUGCUUGUGAAAUCUGUUAAAUGUUACUUGCCUUCCACAGUGGAAUUGAAUGAAGUUGGAUUCAAGUUUGUGAGAAAAUGCAUAAACUUCGUUGAAACUAAAGGUAAAGUUACCAGAAAGUUCUAGUCCACACCAUGUGUUUUCUCUUUGUAUGUCGCCGAUCAGAUUUCAUGCCAGUUUUGUCAUAGUCUAGUCAGUUUGCCUCAUUGCCCUUUAGAGGGCAGAGAUGAGUUGUGUUUGGAAUGAGAUCCGCUAAAGCCUCACUGCUAUCCUAAAUUAACCUUCUCACCAGAGGCGAGCAGUAAAUAAAAACACACUGGCUCCAAUGUGACGUCCAGCCAGGAAAGCAUAACUUUGGCAUGUAGCUCAACAUAAUAAACUUCUCUAUAGUAGAGUACUUCAGUCCAUACUAAAUUAGCUGUUUUACUUUGUUUACAUCAAUGGAACUAUUAAUAACGCACCAGUACUAUGCAUAGCUUAUUAGUAAUCAUGCCUCCAGGUAGGCAACAAGGGUAUUACUCCAGAGGGAGUCUAUUCACAUGUGGCAUCAGAACACUUUUAACAGUGUGGGCACCUCACAUUCAACUGUUUCUAUUUCUCAAGCAGCUUAAAUUCUUUAGAUUCCAUGGGCCUUCUCACUUCAGCCCUCCCUAAUUCACUCUUCCAUACUCGACUUUAAUUUAGUAGAAAGACACUCCGUCUGUAUUUAUGAGUUUGGUGAGGCACCAGCACCAUGAUAUGCUCCUCGUAUCUUUCACAACCAGUAAGAUAUGCAAGCCUCAUAUAAUAACAUAAACUCCAGCCGUCCACUGGAGCAGUGAAGAAAAUCAUUCAUUUGGAGAGGCUGGGACGUAGGCUAGCGUUGUCAAGGCGUUGUCUGCUACGUCCCCAUUUUCAAUCCAGUUCAAACAGGACUGCACUGAGGAACAGCCUGUACAUUUCCACUGCUUGGAAUUUCUCGGGAGGAAACUCCCCCUUUAGUUUCCUUUUACCUCAACCCCACCCACUCUCUCUCUCCAUCUCCCGCUCUCUUUUACAGGACUCACACAAGAAGGAGUGUACAGAACUGUUGGCAGCAACAUCCAAGUGCAGAAGCUUUUAAAUGUAUUUUUUGGUGAGGAAAUUACCCAGUCAACAUCUGUGCUCUCUAUUUAGUUGGGAUUGAGGAAUGCAUAGAAACAGAAGCACUGUUUGGAGCAGAAUACAAUUAUUAAGAUGUUUCAUUUCCCUUGUUUCACUGGCACACACAGCAGGAUUUGGACUAGCUUAUAGGUAAUUCCCUCGCCCCUAAGGUGGAGGACUAUGUGACAGGCAAUACUAUUUAUUAAUCCAAUAUUAAACAAUGUGCUAUUGCAAAGGCUUAAUUUAUUAUAAUCAUUUAUCCAUUUCUGCAGCCCUCUAUAAUGAUGUUGUUGUGUAAACAUUGAAAUGUUAUAUUUACUUGCCUUUUGAAUGAAGGAAUAAAAUAAAUGGUUGCUUAUGAAUAGAUUAACUGAGACAAAUAAACUCAAAGUAAAUUAAUACUUUAAUAACUUGCCAGCAGUUAUCUUCUCAGAAUUUGUUUUCAAGGUUGUUUGCAAGGGCCUCUGCAUAUAUAUAUUUUGUUUUUACAAUUUCUGAUUGUUUGUUUUUAAUCGGCUCUCUCCUCUCUCUGUAGACCAGAAAUGCCCAGGAGAUGUGGAUUUCUACAGCAGUGACUUGGACAUAAAAACCAUCACCAGUGCAAUGAAGUUUUAUCUCAGGUGUGUUCUCGUCCUCUUAAAUCAUCCAGCAGGUGACACACAAGAGCCAGCUGCUCUGGAACAACAAUUUCUAUAGAAUUAUGUUACAUCAACCUUUCUCUGAAGUCCAUUAGCACUCAGCUAAGGAUUACUUUAUACUAUUCCAGGUAUUCCUUAAAGAGGUAGGGUUUCAAGUGUCUCCGGAAGGUGGUCAGUGACUCCGCUGUCUUGGCGUAAUGGGGGAGCUUAUUCCACCAUUGGGGUGCCAGAGCAGCGAAUAGCUUUGACUGAGCUGAGCGGGAACUGUGCUUCCGUAGAGGUAGGGGAGCUAGCAGGCCAGAGGUGGAUGAAGGUAGUGCCCUCGUUUGGGUGUAGGGUCUGAUCAGAGCCUGAAGGUAAGGAGGUGCCGUUACCCCUCACAGCUCCGUAGGCAAGCACCAUGGUCUUGUAGUAGAUGCGAGCCUCAACUGGAAGCCAGUGGAGUGUGCGGAGGAGCGGGGUGACAUGAGAGAACUUGGGAAGGUUGAACACCAAACAGGCUGCAGCGUUCUGGAUAAGUUGUAGGGGUUUAAUGGCACAGGCAGGGAGCCCAGCCAACAGCGAGUUGCAGUAAUCCAGACGGGAGAUGACAAGUGCCUGGAUUAGGACCUGUGCCGCUUUCUUUGUAAGGUAGGGUCGUACUCUGCGAAUGUUGUAGAGCAUGAACCUGCAGGAUCGGGUCACCGCUUUGAUGUUAGCGGAGAACGACAGGGUGUUGUCCAGGGUCACGCCAAGGUUCUUUGCACUCUGGGAGGAGGACACAAUGGAGUGUCAACCGUGAUGGCGAGAUCAUGGAGCGGGCAGUCCUUCCCCGGGAGGAAGAGCAGCUCCGUCUUGCCGAGGUUCAGCUUGAGGUGGUGAUCCGACAUCCACACUGAUAUGUCUGCCAGACAUGCAGAGAUGCGAUUCGCCACCUGGUUAUCAGAAGGGGGAAAGGAGAAAAUUAAUUGUGUGUUGUCUGCGUAGCAAUGAUAGGAGAGACCAUGUGAGGAUAUGACAGAGCCAAGUGACUUGGUGUAUAGAGAGAAUAUGAGAAGGGGUAGAACUAAGCCCUGGGGGACACCAGUGGUGAGAGCACAUGGUGCGGAGACAGAUUCUCGCCACGCCACCUGGUAGGAGCGACCUGUCAGGUAGGAUGCAAUCCAAGAGUGAGCAGCGCCGGAUUGCGUCCUACCAUAUCAAAAUAUAUAGGGCGCUGUACUGCAUGUAAUGUACAGUAUGCACAGUAUAGUAUGUACAUUUUGCAGUUCUAUGGCAUUUCCAGACUGUAUAUUCUGUAUAUGUUUUAUACGAAAAUGUUAUUCCAUGUUUCAAGUAAGUUAUGUGUAGUGAUUAGAGAGACUUUGUAAUAAUCUAUGCUGGCUGAGGUUGUUCUCUGCUCCAUGAGCCUAGUAUAAUUGUUUGCUGUUUGAAGUACUCAGUGACAAGGCCUCUUGGCUUCAAGGCCAGGUUUUUAUCCUCCCCCAAUACCCCUCAUGAUGAUUUACUCACAGGUCAUCUCACCACACUUAGAAGAGGCCAGGCAGCUGUUUGAAGGAGAUUACUCAAGGCCUUUGGUCUCUCAUGCCUUAACACUGCAGUAAUAAAUCUAAUUUCAGAUUAGGAAGGAAAGUUUUGAUAAAGAGAAAUUUGGCAGUAGCCUCUCAAAUUAAUUCAGAAUGAUCCAUCAUGUAUGACAUUCCUGGGAGUGUGUAAACUUACAUUUUGUAUUACCAUAUCAUUUUUGUAUGUUCUCUAUAGUUAUGUACUUGAAAAUGUAUCAAUUGACCAAUUUGGCAUAUUUGGGAAGACUUGAAACAAAAUAGUCCAGUAUUGCAAUGCUUCACUGGAUUAAUCUGAAACUUUGCACAUACACUGCUAUCUAAAUUGCACCUAAACUGCAAUAUUAUAUUGUGUCCUUUUUACAAAUUUUUACAUUUUAGUCAUUUAGCAGACGCUCUUAUCCAGAGCGACUUACAGUUAGUGAGUGCAUACAUUUUCAUACUGGCCCCCUGUGGGAAACAAACCCACAACCCUGGCAUUGCAAGCGCCAUGCUCUACCAACUGAGCUACAGGGGACUACUGCCUUUCUCUUGCAUUUCAAAGAUGAUAAAAUAAAAUGCAUGUUUUUUGUUUGUAUUAUCUUUUACCAGAUCUAAUGUGUUAUUCUCCUACAUUAAUUUCACAUUUCCACAAACUUCCAAGUGUUUCCUUUCAAAUGGUAUCAAUAAUAUGCAUAUCCUUGCAGGUCCUGAGCUACAGGCAGUUAGAUUUGGGUAUGUCAUUUUAGGCGAAAAUUUGGAAAAAAAAGGGUCCGAUCCUUAAGAGGUUAAAAAGGGUGUUUUAGGGUAUGAUGUGAGUGUUGGAGUAUUUGUACUGUACUUAUUUACCUGAUCGCGUGUGUUCAUCCACAGGAGCCUAACAGAGCCUUUGAUGACCUACGGUCUCAACAGGGACCUCAUCUUAGCAGCAAGUAAGACGUGUUUUCACACUUACUGACGUAAAAACAACAAUGAAUUGGAGAAACAAUUACUGAAACCCACUUCAAGAUCAGAUCAUAUCUUAUUUGCAUAUGGCAUACACAUUUAAAAAGAAACUGCCCCAGUUCCCUAAACUGAUGGACUUCUGUAACAUGUAAAGUAGGUCAGACGUCAGAUUUAUAGAUCUUUAGCAUAGUCUCAUUGCACAUAAAACGUACAUUUCCUUCUCAUGUGAGGGCAUGUUUUUGUAGGACACAUUUUGUCUGACACUACUGUACAUUUGUAUCGUACAAGUCAUUACAUUUUAAAGGUUGGUUUUGGGAGCUGAGCAACAGGUUGUUUACUUCCACAUCUUGUCAUAUGUUUGCCAAAUGCUCUCCAUAGAGUUAAUUCAUUGUGCAUUUGUUCUCCAUCAGAUUGAGUUCAUUCUCAAGUUCAACAGGCUGGGUUACAGCUAUAAAAGGGAAGAAAAAAAGUACACACGCUCUAAUGUUGUACACCAGCUCUAAUCCUCUUAACUGAGAUAAACUCCCAUGCCCCAGGAGCCCUAUUGUUCAACUGCAUGAGGUCCUUGUUUCACAUUACACCACAAUGCAGCUGUGUGGAGCUGGACCCCUGAAAUGUUUUGACUGGGAUGAGGAUUAGGCUUUGCUGAUUUACUUUCUCAUGCACAAUGUCUAUGCAUAUUUAAUUAAAACUCCAUGUAUACAGUUGAAGUCGGAAGUUUACGUACACCUUAGCCAAAUACAUUUAAACUCAGUUUUUCACAAUUCCUGACAUUUAAUCCUAGUAAGAAUUCCCUGUUUUAGGUCAGUUAGGAUCACCAUUUUAUUUUAAGAAUGUGAAAUGUCAGAAUAAUAGUAGAGAGUGAUUUAUUUAAGCUUUUAUUUCUUUCAUCACAUUCCCAGUGGGUCAGAAGUUUACAUACACUCAAUUAGUAUUUGGUAGCAUUGCCUUUAAAUUGUUUAACUUGGGUCAAAUGUUUCAGGUAGCCUUCCACAAGCUUCCCACAAUAAGUUGGGUGAAUUCUGGCUCAUUCUUCCUGACAGAGCUGGUGUAACUGAGUCAGGUUCGUAGGCCUCCUUGCUCGCACACGCUUUUUCAGUUCUGCCCACACAUUUUCUAUAGGAUUGAGGUCAGGGCUUUGUGAUGGCCACUCCAAUACCUUGACUUUGUUGUCCUUAAGCCAUUUUGCCACAACUUUGGAAGUAUGCUUGGGGUCAUUGUCCAUUUGGAAGACCCAUUUGCAACCAAGCUUUAACUUCCUGACUGAUGUCUUGAGAUGUUGCUUCAAUAUAUCCACAUAAUUGUCCUUCCUCAUGAUGCCAUCUAUUUUGUGAAGUGCACCAGUCCCUCCUGCAGCAAAGCACCCCCACAGCAUGAUGCUGCCACCCCUGUGCUUCACGGUUGGGAUGGUGUUCUUCGGCUUGCAAGCGUCCCCCUUUUUCCUCCAAACAUAACGAUGGUCAUUAUGGCCAAACAGUUCUAUUUUUGUUUCAUCAGACCAGAGGACAUUUCUCCAAAAAGUAUGAUCUUUGUCCCCAUGUGCAGUUGCAAACUGUAGUCUGGCUUUUUUAUGGCGGUUUUGGAGCAGUGGCUUCUUCCUUGCUGAGCGGCCUUUCAGGUUAUGUCGAUAUAGGACUGGUUUUACUGUGGCUAUAGAUACUUUUGUACCUGUUUCCUCCAGCAUCUUCACAAGGUCCUUUGCUGUUGUUCUGGGAUUGAUUUGCACUUUUCGCACCAAAGUACGUUAAUCUCUAGGAAACAGAACGCGUCUCCUUCCUGAGCGGUAUGAUGGCUGCGUGGUCCCAUGGUGUUUAUACUUGCGUACUAUUGUUUGUACAGAUGAACGUGGUACCUUCAGGCGUUUGGAAAUUGCUCCCGAGGAUGAACCAGACUUGUGGAGGUCUACAAAAAUUUUUUCUGAGGUCUUUCUUUUGGUUUUCCUAUGAUGUCAAGCAAAGAGGCACUGAGUUUGAAGGUAGGCCUUGAAAUACAUCUACAGGUACACCUCCAAUUGACUCAAAUGAUGUCAAUUAGCCUAUCAGAAGCUUCUAAAGCCAUAACAUCAUUUUCCGGAAUUUUCCAAGCUGUUUAAAGGCACAGUCAACUUAGUGUAUGUAAACUUUUGACCCACUGGAAUUGUGAUACAGUGAAUUAUAAGUGAAAUAAUCUGUCUGUAAACAAUUGUUGGAAAAAUUACUUGUGUCAUGCACAAAGUAGAUGUCCUAACCGACUUGCCAAAAGUAUAGUUUGUUAACAAGAACUUUGUGGAGUGGUUGAAAAACGAGUUUUAAUGACUCCAACCUAAGUGUAUGUAAACUUUCGACUUAAUAAUAAUAAUAAUAUGCCAUUUAGCAGACGCUUUUAUCCAAAGCGACUUACAGUCAUGCGUGCAUACAUUUUUUUUGUGUAUGGGUGGUCCCGGGGAUCGAACCCACUACCUUGGCGUUACAAGCGCCGUGCUCUACCAGCUGAGCUACAGAGGACUUCAACUGUACAUAAUGGAUUGUGUAAAAUCGGCAACAAAUAAAUGCCCUAAAAGCAGUGAUGUUUAGGUCAAUCUCAAUUGAGGAUAAUAUAUAAAUUAUUGCUCAUGUAUAUAGUAUUUCUCAUCUCUUAGAAUCUGAUAAUCUAGCUGAUCGACUGGGUGCAAUCCACUGCCUGACGUACAAACUCCCAGAGAAGAAUCGAGAAAUGCUAAGCCUACUGAUCCAACACCUGGUCAAGUAAGAGCUAACCUGAUAUGAUAUGCCGCUGUUGUGCUGCAGCCUCUGUGCCUUGUCUCCUAACUGAUGCAGUUGCAAGGGUUAUUCUUAUUUAGGCCUUUUAUUGUGGUUUAAUUGCAUAUCUGUGGUGUUGUGUUGCCCAUGGGCUCAGUGAAGGGAUUAACUGGCAUCUGUUCAGAUGGUUACAGUAUCGGACUGAGACACUUGGAUCUAUGUAUAGUGCAAAUGUAAUGUACAUUUAAAUUGGGAAAUACCUGUCCAAUCCUCCAAUAUCAUCAAUAUCCUGUUUAUUAAUUUAUGAUAGAUGUGCAAUUAUAAAUUGACAUUAACUGGCAUUAAGUUGUUCACUAUUAGAUAGGUGUUUGUUCCUAUUGGACAUGACUUUAGAGUCAUGUUGUUUACGAACCCAUCUGGAUUCCUAUUGACAGUGUCUGCGGUAACAGUGGGGACAACCUGAUGACUCCCUCCAACAUGGGCGUGAUCUUCGGCCCCACCCUGAUGAGGGCAGAAGAGGAGACUGUGGCAGCCAUGUUGGAUAUAAAGUUCCAGAACAUUGUUGUUGAGAUUCUCAUUGAGGACUACACCAAGGUGAAUUUGAAAGAUUCAGUUACCUGCUCCUCCCUUGCAAAGAGCUUAAGAGUCAAGUGAUUGUUAUUUGAUGUACUGUGGCAUCAUACACAUUCAAGUAGGCCAUGGUUCAUUCUCGAUCAGUGAAUCUCAAACUUUUCCACUCGGGGGGGUCCCCCCUUCCAUCAUUGGGGAACAACCUAGCUAAAAAAUGUUAACUGACAUGGGUUACUUGAUCUGGACAUUUCUGACAAGUUAUAAAUGGCUCUCUAAGGUCUGCAAUGACUGGCAUGACAAGAGGAAAACUGCUGAUGUACUACCCAAUUUCGUAAUUGCACCUUGUGUAUUUUACUAUUACAACUUUCAAGAGUAUGUUGAAAGCCUGAGUCGGGCAUAGUAAUAGUAGAAUAGUAGAAUGCACAAGGUGCACAGUUUGGGAACCACUGAUCUAGGUACUAAUGCGUAUUCUCAAGUAUAAUGUAAUGUAUAUUAAAUGUAAGUCCUUUUGGACGAGCUGCUGUGAUUACAGAUAUUCUGCAGUGCACCAGAGGAGAGUUCCACAGCCCCACCAAUGCCUCCUCCAAGGUUCACCCCAAGGAAACGGCAACCAAUCACCAUCUCCAAGCGUCCGGCCCGCGUCUACCUAGCAGUUAAUUAUGGCCAGGUCCAGAACACUGAGAGUAAUUAUUUACCUCUGCUUUAAUCAUCAUGAUCAUCAUCCUCAUCAUCACCAUAACCAUUAUUAUCAUUAUCAUCCCUUGUCCUGCAAAUGCAGAUUAUAUUAAGAUUAUUACAUUGUUCACUUGGUAUGUGUAAGGUGAUUUAUACAGUAGGUGGCUGAUGUUUAUUCUGGACACUGUAUUACUGAGAGAAUGAUGUGGGAAUCUUAAGCACUUGUGAAUUGAUAGCACAGAAUACAGAAUGUACUUUUACUUUUCUUUCUAAAUGUUUGGUCUUUACAUGAAUUGCAUGCCCUUCUUUGAGGGAAAAGUGUGUUCUUUUAUCAAGCCAUUUUAAACCAAUUUGGUUGAAUUGGAAGCAAUAAACGUCAAAAAAAUUUUGCAUGCCAUAUCUAGAUAUUUGCUUACUCCAACCUCUUCCUAACUGCACUUAGAGAGGCAGUAGGAGGUAUUGUGUGCUCACUGAAUGGAAGUUUUUGCUUCAGGCUAAAUCAUGUAAUUUAUACCUCUUGUAACUUUGCGUUAAAUGUCUGUGUGUGAGUCAGUCCUUUCAUUUACUGUGGCAUGGAUAGAUGUGGAACACUUGCAGCUUGUCCUCCCCUCCAUUGUGUGGUAUUUUAUUUAGUGAUCUUCUCUGAGUUCCUGCUUGGAGUUACCAAAUAACCAGCUCUGCUUUGCAUGACAAUUAACUACCACCUGUCUGAAUCCAGCGUUUGAAUAGUGCAUGUACCACUGGAAACCUGGCCAACAGCAUGACUAGAUGAGACAAAGAGUACGCCGAAGUCGUCUGUUUACUUUUUAAUCUCCUAAAGUAAUAGAUAAUUGUUAUACGCAAUCCGUCCUAUACGCAAUACGCAAAACAUAUUUUUCUCUGGAUCACAGACUAUUAAUCCACAAAUGUACUUUUUAUUUAACUAUAAAGGCUUAGUUUUUUCCAUUAUUUAAUGAAUCCGUCCAAAUGCCCACAUUUAGACAUUGCUUUUAUAAUACUCAGAAUGCAUGAAUGAAUGAAAGUACUAAUUAAAAUAAUAUAUAUUGGUUUGUGUGGUUCAUUUGUUUUUAUUAGCUUUAAUUAUUCCUUUUUAAUAGGUAAAACAUGGUUAGAUCACACAUACCACAUGUAAAGACAUAACAUUCUGUAAGUAGAAGUAUUCUACAUGUGAUAGGUAGGAGCUCAGGAGAAGUAAUGAUCAUAUCAAGUUCAAAAUCAGUUCUAAAGCAGCAACCUCUGCAUUAUGACUAUGUGGGGAAUUACCUGCAUAUUCUUUAACCACUAAACCCAACCACAAGAAGGUAGUUCAGGAAUAUGCCUAUGCUGAAAAUGUGUUGAACUUUAUUUGUAUUUCGAUUGAACUCUGUUUUUAACCUGUGUUUGUGUCACAUAGAUGAGCAGAAUGGCAGCAGACCAGAGGGGGUGAAUUUUGGCGGGGACACCCCAACGAGCCCCACACCUAUCCAGAGGACCAAACCCAUUACCGCCCCUCCACGGCUCCAUAGGGACCCUCCUCAGAGUAAGGCCCUCCUGCCCAAGCCAUCAACCCGCCAGGACAGACACUCAGACUCUGACGUUGCCAAACUGGUCGCUAAGCUACAGGGCGGAGGUCAGAGGCCAGAUACAGCAGCAACAGCCAAUGGAGAGACAGGAGUCACUGUAAACCGAGCGCAGUCCUUCCAAGGCAGGAGACCACCUCCUCGAAGUGUUGCAGUCAUCAGAGAAGGUAGCAGAACAACCUGUAGCCUACUAUAUCAUCUCACAACACAAACACACUAUGAAUUCUAUACUAUUUUAUAUGCAGCUUAACCACAUUGCAGCAGUACAGUACUUAGCUGGUCUGUGAUAUUGAUGCCAUAUUAUCAUGUGCAAUGAGAAGAGAAAUUGGAAAGUGGAUUUUCAUACAUUGUGUUAGCUCUUGGUUGUGUUAGAUUUUUUAAUUUGAAUCUACAUUUCAUGACAGUUUACCUAAGGUUUUCCUUCCUUACAUUGCAGCAGAAAGUGACGGCGUGAUCAAAACGAGGUCUCCGGCUGAGAAGCCUGCCAUCUGCAGACCUCCAACCAGACCCCCUGACCCGCCUAGCCGAUACCCUGCACCCCAUAAGAGCCCCACUGCAGCCCCCAGCGAGGACACCCCAGUGUCGUAG
Messenger RNA from Coregonus sp. 'balchen', 25107 nucleotides. NCBI's taxonomy places the organism in Eukaryota, Metazoa, Chordata, Actinopteri, Salmoniformes, Salmonidae. The record is from the annotation of a GenBank genome assembly.